AAUGCAACAAUCAGUUUAGUAGAAAUAAUCGCAGACUAAAUAUGGAAGCACGUCUCGUUAUUUGGCUGAUCAGUGCCUUAGUAGUGUUUUCCAAUGGUCAGCGAUUCAAAUCCGACCGACACAACCUACCGCUAAAUGAUUUGAUACUACUAUCCGAUCGAGCCUUCGAAGAAAGAAGUUUCACCUCGUUCAGGCUACCGAACACCUCGGUCCCAACACAAUACAUGCUCGAACUAGACACCAACGUUCAUCUGAAUCAGUUCACCUACAGCGGAAAGGUGCAGAUCCAGCUGACGACAUUGCAGGCCACCAAUCAAAUCGUGCUGCAUAGCUCCGGAAGCACGAUCAACAAGCUGCAGCUCUAUAAUGCGAAUCAAUUGCCUCUAGCUCUGAACGAAUAUAUCGUCGAUGAAGAAAGACAAUUUUUGAUUAUCAACGUUAAAGAAACGCUACCGGCAAACGCUAACUAUCGUCUGCUGAUUGAGUUCACCAAUCAGCUACGUAACGAUCUAACUGGAUUCUACCAGUCGUCGUAUCAAGCCGAAGAUGGUACCACCAAAUACAUCGCCGUAACUCAAUUCGAGGCCAGCUUUGCCAGGAGUGCCUUCCCCUGCUACGACGAACCAUGGAUUCGGGCAACAUUCGAAAUCAGCAUCAGCUGUGGGCUGUCCUACAAAGCUACCUCCAACAUGCCAUUCGCCGCCAUCGCCAUUCAACCGGAUCAGAAGAAACUCACCCGCUUCCGAGUUACACCUCGUAUGCCAACGUACCUAGUAGCGUUCAUGGUUACCGAUUUCGUAAGCAAGCGAGUGAUUCUCAAGGAACCCACCAGCUUGACGAUGGAGAUCUUUGCCCGAUCAUCCGCGAUAGAUGAGCUCGACUUAGGACUUCAGAAAGGUGUCGAUGCCAUCCGGGCAAUCGAGCGAUACUUCGACAUAACGUACGACCUGCCCAAACUGGACCAGGCUGCCAUACCGAGCUUUAUGUUCGGUGCUAUGGAGAACUGGGGCCUGGUGAAAUACGCCGAGCGAUACUUACUGUACAAUGACAAUACGUCCAGCAACUGGGACAAAGAGGCGAUCGUGGCGACGAUCACCCACGAACUGGUUCAUCAAUUUUUCGGUAACCUCGUAACGCCCAAGUGGUGGACGGACAUAUUCCUGAACGAAGGUUUCGCAACCCUGUACGAAUAUCAGAUCAGUGCAGAAAUUGAACCCAGCAUUCGGUACGAGGAACUGAUAGCCGUGGAAGCCGUUCAGACGGCACUCUACGUGGACAGCAGACCAUCCACGAGACCCCUGUCACACUACGUGGAAACCGAUCUCAUGUCAGUGUUCGACAUUAUCGCCUACCAGAAGGGAGGCAGCGUUCUGCGCAUGAUGAAACAUGCCUUAGGUGAAUCUACGUUCCAGAAUGGUCUUCGGCGGUAUUUGAGAGACAAUCAACAUAGUGCAGUGGAUCCAAACGAUCUAUUCGAAAGUUUGCAAUCAGCUGCCAAGGAAGACGCUGCCAUACCGCAAACCACAACUGUUGGGGCCAUCAUGAGUCCGUGGGUCUACGAGUCCGGUUAUCCACUGGUCACUGUCUCAUGGACCCCUACCAGCGGCGAAGUCGUAUUCAGACAGCAGCAUUUCUCAGAUGGAACACCCGAUUCGCGCACCUGGUGGGUUCCAAUCAGCUUUCGUCUCAGCAGUCAACCCGUUUCCGACGAAACUGAAACUCGUGUUUGGAUUCCGCAAGGGACGUUGCAAGUGGCCGUCAGUCUGGAUAUCCCGAGCGAUGAGUAUCUUCUGGUGAACCCUCACCAAACCGGGUACUACCGGGUCAACUACGACGGAGAAUUGUGGGGUAAGUUGAUCGACAAACUGAUGGCUGAUCACGAUGCCAUCCCAGCAGUUUCUCGCUCGCAAUUGAUUGACGAUUCGCUGAAGUUGGCUAUGGGUGGUCAGGUUGAAGUCGAAGUGACCUUCGAGCUGUUGAAGUACUUGAAAAAUGAAGAGGACUAUAUUCCAUGGUACACAGCGUUGGCAUCUGAUAAUCUUCAGUUCAUCAACAAAGCAUUGCUGGUUGAUGAAGUUGCGUAUGGCGCCCUGAAGGCAUUUGUGGGUUCUUUAAUGGAGCAUCUCAUUAUCACACUGGGUUUUGAAGAAAGAAGCAGCGAGCCCCACGAACAUCAACAGUUCAGAGCCAUGGCGAUCGAAUGGGGUUGCCGUAUGGGUUAUGACAGAUGCAGAACCGGUGCUCACCAAUUAAUGAUGGAAGACCUGGAAGGAUCGCAAUUGCUUCCUUCGUACAUCAAACAAAGCAUCUACUGUGGAGGACUAAUGGACGCAACUCAAGAAGAGUUUGUGGCCGUGUUCAAUGCUUACCAACGGUCAACUGAUUUAUCGGAAAGGGCGAUGUACAUUUCCGCCCUAGGAUGCAGUGAGAAUAAACAGUUUUUGAUUGAUUUCCUUGUAAUUGUUUUGGGUGCCGGACAAGAGAUAAGUUUGAGAUCCGGCGAAGCGUUGCAAAUUGUCAGAUCAGUAUACUCCCGAACAAAUAUAGGUCAUGAAGCGUUUCAGGCCUGGUUAGAGCAAUUCAACGAUCUCAUUCUGAGCUCAUCCAUCGGAAGACAAGCAGACUUCCACGCAAUUUUGGCUGAUGUCGAAAAUCGAAAAGCUAAUUUCGGAAACUUUGCACAGCUUAUCACGCUACUAAAGGCAUGGAAAGACCAGACGGAGGGAGGCGUGAUUAGUAAAUAAAGAGAUAACUACCGUUCAAUAUAGCUUAGAUAAGACAACUUUGAGAAUGUAAUAAAGUGCAAAUCUAUAAAUUGA
Messenger RNA from Aedes aegypti (yellow fever mosquito), 2819 nucleotides. RefSeq names its product aminopeptidase N. Gene Ontology annotation, molecular function: peptide binding; zinc ion binding; metalloaminopeptidase activity. The record is from RefSeq and is a predicted model, not a curated record. Gene Ontology annotation, cellular component: cytoplasm. Gene Ontology annotation, biological process: proteolysis; peptide catabolic process. The transcript is spliced from 6 exons. Lineage: Eukaryota; Metazoa; Arthropoda; Insecta; Diptera; Culicidae. The coding region runs from base 42 to 2744 and encodes 900 amino acids.